Thecamonas trahens ATCC 50062 is the source of this 1108-nucleotide messenger RNA. RefSeq names its product choline/ethanolamine kinase. The record is from RefSeq and is a predicted model, not a curated record. The transcript has a single exon. NCBI's taxonomy places the organism in Eukaryota, Apusomonadida, Apusomonadidae. Gene Ontology annotation, molecular function: ethanolamine kinase activity; choline kinase activity. Gene Ontology annotation, biological process: phosphatidylcholine biosynthetic process; phosphatidylethanolamine biosynthetic process. The coding region runs from base 17 to 1075 and encodes 352 amino acids. Gene Ontology annotation, cellular component: cytoplasm.
ACAUUGCAGGCGAACAAUGGCAACCUCGUUUUCGUUUACGGCCGACGCGGCCGAGCAGGCACUCUUACAUGUGCAGGGCUGGCAGGAGCUCGAUGCCGGUGACGUGUCUGUGGAAACGGUCUCGGGCGGGCUGACCAAUGUGCUCACCAAGGUUGAGGUGAGCGAGGCGGCGCGGGCCAAGGUUGGCAACGACGCCCCGACGGCAGUCCUGGUCCGGCACUUUGGCAAGGGUACCGGCGAGCUUGUCGACCGCGAGCGCGAGGGCGCCAUCUUUGCCCACUUUGGGAGCAUAGGCCUCUCGCCGGCGCUGCUCGGCACGUUCAAGGGCGGGCGGAUCGAGGCCUUCUUCAACGCCAAGACCUUGGCCUCGAUCGACUGCCACGACGUCGACGUUGCAGCCAAGAUUGGCGCGCACCUUGCCCGCGUUCAUGCCGCCGACGUGCCCAUCCCCCACGAGAACGGCCUGCCGGACAAUCUGUUCCUCUGGUGGAAGCUCGCGGCGAGGUCGAUCAUGCCCGACGUCGAGGCCACCCGCAAGGCCAUGCAGUUUGACAUGCCGCGGCUCCACACCGAAGUUGCCUCGCUCAUCGACCUCCUCGCUUCGCUCAACGCUCCGGUCACCUUUACUCACAUGGACCUGCUCGCCGCCAACAUCCUUCAGCUCCGCGAGCCCGGCCGCGAGGGCGAGGUCACCUUUGUCGACUUUGAGUACGGCAUGUACGCCUGGCGCGGAUUCGACUUUGGCAACCACUUUGCCGAGGCCUCUAUCAACUACUCGGUCGACGGCCAUCCCGGCUUUGUCCUCAACCCCGACAACUACCCGAGCGAGGAGACCCAGACCGCGUUCUUCACCGCCUAUCUCGCCGAAACCGGCGUCACCGACCCGGCUGCUGUUGCUGCCGCCAUCCCGGACCUCAUGCACGAGGCACGCAUCUGCUCGCUCGCCUCACACAUGCUCUGGGGCCUCUGGGCCAUCGUCCGCGCCGCAAACCCCUCGGACGAGUUUGGCUUCCUCGAGUUUGCCGCCGCCCGCCUCGGCCAGUACUUUGCCCUCCGCAAGAAGUGGGGCGUGUAGUCCUGUGCCGAUAUGAACACACAUAUACAUACA